AUGUACGGAAACAUUCACUUCGAGUCGAACCCGAAAGGUCUGACGGGCAAUGUGCCGAGGAAUGGAGUUGAGCAAGAACAUGUGGAACAAAUUCUUUACCGGGCGCUGCGUGAAUUUCACGGUACGAAAGAGUUUCCGCAAUAUCGUGGAACACAUUCGGACGAUGGAUCAUCCAACUUCGAGUUAAACAACAACGAUUCGCUUCCACAUAAGAAUGAGCAGUCCAGUUCCACAGGAUCGGGUGUGCACAGCGGCUCCAAGCGUUUGGUUUUCAUGAUGGAUCAUGGAGUUGAAAUAGGGGAUCGGCGUCACCAGAUGAGGCAUGACGUCUCGGCGUCAAUUGCAGAAAUCGGCGAUCGUAUCAAAUUACGAGUGAAUUCUCAGCUCUUCAAGAGAGAAAACUUCUGUUGGUAUUGUUACGAGAAGUGCUUGGAGACGUGUGCCGCUGAAAGCAUUAUUCCACCAAGCGUCUGUACCCGUUGUUUUUGGCAUCAAGGACACUGUAUGAGGGAUGGGAAAGUCGUUGCGGAUUUCGGUGUCAGUGGUGGUCAUUUCAGUCUUCCACAUGAGUGGGUGGCCCACAUCAAGUGUCGCCACUGUGGAGCUGCUGCUCGAGGUCCACAUGCCAAUUCGCACAGUCCUGUGUUAGAGUUUGACAAACUUAGUCUCCACAGCACUUAA
Messenger RNA from Angiostrongylus costaricensis, 681 nucleotides. The record is from the annotation of a GenBank genome assembly. Lineage: Eukaryota; Metazoa; Nematoda; Chromadorea; Rhabditida; Metastrongylidae.